This is a messenger RNA of Anarrhichthys ocellatus (wolf-eel), 4645 nucleotides long. It is a transcript of the gene tmem86a, whose product is annotated as transmembrane protein 86A. NCBI's taxonomy places the organism in Eukaryota, Metazoa, Chordata, Actinopteri, Perciformes, Anarhichadidae. Gene Ontology annotation, molecular function: hydrolase activity. The record is from RefSeq and is a predicted model, not a curated record. The transcript is spliced from 3 exons. Gene Ontology annotation, cellular component: membrane. Bases 119 to 832 code for a protein of 237 amino acids.
GAAGACAAAAACAAUCGGCAUCUCUCCGACAGUACAACACAAACAGGAGGACCCAAGCCGAAUAUUGAUAUUUACGUUAAAUACCUUUCUCACCGACACGGACACAACCAAGGGGGAAAUGGUUUCUCCGGUAACAGUGGUCAAGAGUGAAGGCCCAAAGCUGGUGCCAUUCUUCAAGGCGACCUGUGUAUACUUUGUCCUGUGGCUGCCCACCUCCAGCCCGUCCUGGUUCAGCGCACUCAUCAAAUGUCUACCCAUCUUCUGCCUCUGGGUGUUUCUACUGGCUCAUGGGUUCAGCUUCUUAGGUGCCCACUCCAGUGCCCGCAAGAUCUUGGCGGGCCUCAUCUUCUCUUCUCUGGGUGACGCCUUUCUCAUCUGGCAGGAGCAGGGCUACUUUGUCCACGGCCUUCUGAUGUUUGCUGUCACGCACAUCCUCUACUCAUCCGCCUUCGGGAUGAAGCCCGUCAACGUGUCCGCUGGCCUGGUGGUCACCGCCUUGUCCUCUAUGAGCUACAUGCUGCUGUACCCCUACCUGUCGGGCCCCUUCACCUACUUAGUGGGGGUCUACGCCGCUCUGAUCGGCUUCAUGGGCUGGAGGGCCAUCGCGGGCCUGCAGCUGGCCAACGACCUGUGGACCUGGACCAAGCUGUCCGGCUGCCUGGGCUCCGUGCUCUUCAUAGUCUCCGACCUCACCAUCGCCGUCAACAAGUUCUGCUUCCCCGUGCCCUAUUCGCGGGCCAUCAUCAUGGCCACCUACUACGCCGCCCAGAUGCUGAUAGCGCUUUCGGCCGUGAAGUGCCAGGAGGCGGAGGUGGCCAGGAAGAGAACGUGAGGUGCCGCCGACGUCCGCAGUGAACGGCCGCGAGGCCCUAAAGUGAUCAUGGACACAUCUCACUGCCAGAUCCCCUAAACCCUCGACCCUCAUCUCAGUGUGGCGCUCCCACGCCAUUGUUACCAUAACAACUGGUUCACUACAGUCUUUACAUGCGGCCGUCACCCUACGACCCGACUAGUAUGGUAGUCUCACACCUGUCUCCUUACCACCACGCUAGUAUUAUCUGCAGCCUCUCCCAACAACAGUCCUACCUGCCUUCUUUCAUCUCUCAAGCCUAGUAGUAUUAGUAGAGAGUAUUACUUUACCUUUAACUGUUUUAGUUUAAGGGGAGCAUGUAAACUAGGGACCUUCAAGGAGUGUAUGUAUGUGUGUGUAAGUGUGUGUGUGCGCGCAUGUGUGUGUGUUUGAUUAACACUCUUUACCUCGCAGUCCCAUCACACACAGUCACCACACUGACUCCCUCCUCACACGUCUACUCUCAGUGGUCCAAUAACACAAUUUAACAUCAGGGUUUUGUUGAAAAGGGAUUUGUUUUGCCCAUGUUUGGUGUUUCCCUCUGUUCCUCUGAUAAAUUCAGGGUUCUGUUCUUAAAGUCAGGAGCAUGUCCACCCCUGCUUUUAUUAUCUGCAGUCCCUUCCAUUUCAUUGACAACAACCACUCAGCCUUUGUGUCAAAACAAAUCAUACAAACCCCAGUCUCUCCGGAUGGAUGAAUUAGGAUGUGCUUGAAUAACUAGAUGUGCAGAGAAAGAAUGCCAGAGGCCGAGACAAACAAAUAGGUGAAAAGGCAAGCAGGGACAGUCGACGGCUAUGCGUUGUAGUUUAGUGAUCGAGAGGAGGAGGUGUUUAAGAGGACACUUGAUUCAAACUAUGAAGGGUAAAACUCAUUAAAACUAAUCAGCAUUUUCCUCUUAAUGACUAAACCUAAAAUAGCCGCCAAAACGAACCCUUCAUUUUAAACAGUCUCACACGCUUGUACAUGUAUUUCAGGUUUUGUAGCGUGUUUUUCAGAAACGUACGUGCCAAUGUCAACAUGCUCACGCACCUGACACCUACGCCCCCCCCUGCUGUUUCACUUAUUAGGAAAAGUCCAUGGGGCUCUUAUUGCUGGACUAGAUCAGCUGACCCAUGCUGUCGUUGGCCUGGGACCAUGUUAUGGAGACCAAAAAGAAAGAGCUCUGUUACUGGCUGGAAUCUCUCUGUGGGAACUGUACAAGUACAAGUCCAUUCACCAUCACCAUAAACACACACAUUGCCCCGGGACUGCCUGACUGAACAGAAAAGGGAUAUGAUAUCCCGUCUUUCAUCUAUCGCGCAUUCCCCCCCCCCCCCCUCCCCGCUCACCUUUCAUUUGUUUCACCCUCAGCAAACGUCUUAAUGCUGGAACUAAGUAGCUGGAAGUAUACUGUAACCCUUUCCUCAGGUGUCUACAUACAGUACAUGCAUGGUUUGAGUGUGUGUGUAUGGGAGAGUGUGUGUUUUCGUUGUCUUGGCUAUUGAGUGUGCAUCUGUGACAAAUCCGAACCAACAGAAAUGCUGUGAACCAUCAUAGUUUGUAGAAACACUUUGGGAUAACGUAUUCUUCACAAGGCUCCGAAAACCCUUUUUAUUUAUAGCAUCCCCUCAAAGUAGUAUCUGAUUGGGUGCGGUACGCUCAAACUGGUGUGUGUAUUUUCUUAAGGUUUAAUUGGACCUUAAUAGUAACCAUGUUCAUCGGCGGACAAGCCUCCUCUUGAAUACACUCUCCACCUAUUACCUAUAGUAUCCAUCACUGGCAUUAUGAUUAAUACCACUAACCAGACACCGGAAAAGUAGAAAGUAUUAACCACUAACGCAAAUAGCAAAGAGAGAGCUUUAGAUAUUUAGUGGUUCACUACACAUGCACCUUGAUGUGAGAUAUUGUGCUGUAUGCUAAACAACAGGCAUGGGAAAGUAAACCGACUCUUAUGUUAUGGGUUGCUUUUCUGAAGGGUCCAUGACCCCUGGUGCUGUCGGUGACACGCCGGCAUACGCUCAAAAACACCACACACAUCUAAACAUGUUUAUGCAUCACACCAGCCACCAUGGUACAUCUGCAGGCAGACCGUGGUUUCAAGAGUUCUCAUCGAAAGCAGUCUUAGUUUGACCGGGAAAGGCACUUGGCACCAAUCCGUCGGAUCCUGACCGCUGCUUUGCCGGACGAUUCCUCAAUCUCCUUUUUUGGCCUGUCAGCAUGCUCGUCAGCACAUGUGUUCUUCUGCUUCGUCAGUCAGAAGUGUUUCAACAAGUCUGUCUGUGCGACCACUCGUCUUCCGGCCCGUGUUUUCAUUUCUUUUCUUUCCUCCCAGCAUUGCUGAAGCGUCCCACUCUGCAGAGCACGUUCUGCCAACAAUUAAUAUCAGCCGUCGUGCGGACGGACAUCCAAAGAGGCUCUGCUUCGUGCUGUCUUCAAUCGGGGUUUCAGUGAAGUACAAGCAGAGACGCUGGUUAACACGACUAGUGUGCAGUCUGACGACAUGGAGUCAAGCCGUCUUACUCACCCUUACUAUGUGGGCUAUUUAUGUAAGAUACCAUAUUGAGUCAGAAAGGAUCUGACUCUGGAGGAUUUACUUUUAAUACUCUGUUUCUCCUCCGUCGUCUCUAUUUUUACUUGACUUGGGCGCAGAUAACCAAAGCUGAAAGCAUGAUAGGAAACUGAACUCAUUUCACUUGAACUUGUCAGCAUCAGAGCCCUCUCAUGUAUCAAACAACCUGUUGUGUGGGUUUUUUUUUUUGUUGGUGCAGGAGUGCAUUUGGCCCUCCGCAUAGGAAGGAGGUCAUUGUUCAGCGAUACUGUAGCUGUGAAUUAGGCCAGCAGGUGAAAUAUGACACACAGGGGAAGACCCCCCCCCCCCCACACACACACACACACACACACACACACACACAGAUGGCAGGCCAUCAGGCGCAUCGCUUUACCUCAGCCUGUCAUCAGCCCUGUUGUUCUGUGCUUUGUGCGUGCAGACAAAAGGUAUCUGAGAGAGCUGUGGGAGACCAGUAUGGUGUGCGAGUAAUGAGCCGGAACCAGUGGCUGUUGCAGUAGAGCGGGCCCGUGGUUUCACUCGGUCCCUCCCCCCCCCCCCCCCCAUGAAUAAGUUUCUUUUUGCUGUCGUUUCUUGUGAUGGAAAAGGUGCACACUACACACCCAGUUGUUUUUUAUGACUACGACUGACAGUCCCCCCCCCAUCAGUAUGACGAGUAUGUACAAGUAACGACAUCUUCUCUUUGUGAUAUUCAUCUGAAUCGACUGUGUGCUGCACUUUUCUGUAUCCAGAGCAAGGCCAGUCAAUCUCUCUUAAAGCAGCUAUAGUGUUAUAAAGGAUUGUUGUGUACUGUAUCCUUUAAGUAUAUGCUUCCGUUUUCUUCCUUUAACGCCUUACGUUUCUGUUUGAAGAGACAACAGAUGUUCGUUUUCAUGUUGAGGGUUUAAUCACAAUGAAGUGACGCAUGGGAGAAUCAGCAUUUUUAUUUAAAUGACAUUAGUGGCUCUUGAAGUGUUACAAACUUCUUAUUUUUUCAAUGUUAUCCUUUUAUUUGCCGCACCAAAUGUUGUCACUGUGGAAAGAGCUGGGUUUGUUUUUACAAUACAUCAUCUGACUUCAUUUUAUGAACACAUAUUGCAUCUCUUAUUUUAAUUCUAGGAUAUACUUUACCUUGUCCUUGAUUUUCACUUUGUGAUUUCUGUUUUUUCUAAUGACCGUAGAGAUGAAAUAGUUUCUUUGCUGUAGUGAAACUGCUAUGAAUGUGAAUAUCUAUUGGAAAAAUAAAUGCAAGUACAAUGCAACUUUCCAUA